Molecule: messenger RNA, 1179 nt
Organism: Encephalitozoon romaleae SJ-2008
Lineage: Eukaryota; Fungi; Microsporidia; Unikaryonidae
Product: 26S proteasome regulatory subunit 8
Exons: 1
Coding region: 1-1179 (392 amino acids)
Biological process (GO): proteasome-mediated ubiquitin-dependent protein catabolic process
Cellular component (GO): proteasome regulatory particle, base subcomplex
Molecular function (GO): proteasome-activating activity; ATP hydrolysis activity; ATP binding
Source: RefSeq, a predicted model, not a curated record
AUGGCAGAGGGAUUUUGCAAAAACUUCUACAACAACAAGUUGGAUCAUCUUGAAGUGCUUAUAGCGAAGAAGGCAAAGGUGCUUCGGGUCUUGGAACAGAAGCGAGCAGAGCUGAACAGAAGAGUCAGGUUUCUUAGGGAGGAGAUAUCUAUUGUACAAGAGCCUAGCUCUAAUGUUGGAAUAGUUGUGGAAAAAAUGGGAAAGAUGCAAGUCCUAGUAAAAACAAACCCAGAUGGGAAGUACUUGGUAAAAGUAGAGCAUGGAGUAAACUAUGAUGAUCUCAGACCUGGUGUGAGGGUAGCUCUUCGCAGUGACUCGUAUGAUGUUCAUAGGAUACUUCCCACAAAGGUAGAUCCUCUUGUAUCACUUAUGAUGGUUGAGAAAGUUCCUGACUCCACAUAUCAAAUGAUAGGGGGGCUUGAUGAGCAAAUUAAGGAGAUCAGAGAAGUUAUUGAGCUCCCGAUAAAACAUCCAGAGCUAUUUGAAAAUCUCGGGAUUGCUCAGCCCAAAGGAGUACUCUUAUAUGGGCCGCCUGGAACAGGUAAGACUUUAUUAGCAAGAGCCGUAGCUCAUCAUACCCAGUGUAAGUUUAUAAGGGUUUCUGGGUCUGAGUUGGUCCAGAAAUAUAUUGGAGAAGGAUCCAGACUAGUAAGAGAGCUUUUUGUUAUGGCUAGGGAGCAUGCGCCAUCCAUUAUAUUUAUGGAUGAAAUUGAUUCUAUUGGCUCUACAAGAGGAGAUUCUAAUAAGGGAAGUGAUAGUGAAGUCCAGAGAACUAUGCUUGAGCUGCUCAACCAGCUCGAUGGAUUUGAAUCCCACAACAACAUCAAGGUCAUCAUGGCUACAAAUAGAAUUGACAUUCUUGACCCUGCUUUAUUAAGAACUGGUAGGAUUGAUAGGAAGAUUGAGUUUCCUCAACCAAAAGAAUCCGCAAGGCUUGAGAUCUUAAAAAUCCACUCUAGAAAGAUGAACCUUACCAAAGGAAUUGAUCUUGAAAUCAUAGCAAGCAAAAUGGUUGGAUGCUCUGGAGCUGAAGUUAAAGCAGUAUGUACAGAGGCUGGAAUGUACGCUUUAAGGGAAAGGAGAAUUCAUGUAACACAGGAGGACUUUGAAAUGGCUGUUCAUAAGGUAUUGAAAAAAGCAGGAGACCUCAACUCCGAUCUUAGAAAACUCUUGAAAUAA